UGGGGUCCUGCGGCGCUGAGGUCAUGAGGGUGUUUGGUUACUCGGCGUCUCUCCUCCAUAUCGUCCUACACACCUACACACCGGCUCUCUGCCUCUGUUUCUACCGCUUUCACUCACAUCUCAAGUUCACAGCAACAUAAACAACAGCAACACUCGGAAAAAUGGCAGUUCCUCCAACAUAUGCAGACCUUGGAAAAUCAGCAAAGGACAUCUUCAAUAAGGGAUAUGGUAACUGGAAGCAAGAUAAAAGGCAGUUUUAUAAGUUUUGGAAUGGUUAAGCUCGAUGUGAAGACAAAGUCUUCAAGUGGAGUGGAGUUUAAAACGUCCGGCUCGUCCAACGUAGACACCAGCAAGGUCAACGGAACUCUGGAAACCAAGUACAAGUGGGCCGAGUAUGGGCUGACGUUCACAGAGAAGUGGACCACGGAAAACACACUGGGAACUGAAAUCUGUGUUGAGGAUCAGAUCACCAAAGGGCUGAAACUUACUUUUGACACUACAUUCUCACCAAAUACUGGCAAGAAGAGCGGCAAGGUCAAGACGGCUUACAAAAGGGAAUACGUUAAUGUGGGUGUUGAUGUAGAUUUAGACUUUGCUGGUCCUACGAUCCAUGGAGCAGGAGUGGCCGGCUACGAGGGCUGGCUGGCUGGCUACCAGAUGACCUUUGACUCAGCCAAAUCAAAGAUGACCCAGAGUAACUUUGCAGUUGGUUACAAGACCGGAGACUUCCAGCUCCACACCAAUAUUAAUGAUGGUUCAGAGUUUGGUGGAUCCAUUUACCAGAAGGUGAACGACAAACUGGAGACUGCUGUGAAUCUUGCCUGGACAGCCGGCAGCAACGGCACUCGCUUUGGAAUUGCUGCCAAAUACCAGUUAGACUCCAGUGCCUCCAUAUCAGCUAAGGUGAAUAAUGCCAGCUUGGUAGGAAUUGGAUACAGCCAGACUCUCCGGCCUGGUAUGAAACUACUCCUCUCGGCCCUGGUGGAUGGGAAGAACAUCAAUGCAGGUGGUCACAAACUUGGUCUGGGCCUAGAGCUGGAGGCGUGAGGAUCAGCUCUGCCAUCAUCUCAUAAGAAGAAGAGAAAUAUCAGCUGAAUCUGAUCCUGUGUGUUCCUGUCUGGUCAGCAACAGAUAUUUUAAAGAGGCGAAGCCAAAAAAAAAAAAAAAAAAGCCCAGUUCUCGAGCACUGUUAAAAUGGAAACCUUUCCACCAGCCUCCUUUUAUUGUUGUUACAAUAAACUAGUCAUGUUUCAAUCACAUGUAUUGAUCAGUUACUCCUUCUGCCAAUUUAUCCUCAGUAACGAUAGGGUGCACCGUGUCCAGGAAUGGUUUAAAAAAAACAACUUAUUUUGCUGAAGUGUGAGAAUGUAGAAUGUAAAUCUGAGCUGUUAAUUUGCACACUAGAUUAUAUCUUUAUUUAAGCUCCUUUUCCUUUGUUUUAUUUGCACAUUAUAUUUGUAUUUUAGUAGUGAUGUUCUACCUGUUGGCAGGUUAACUCCCAACAAAAUAUGCUUAUCAAGAUCGAAGCCAAUUUAGUGGCUGGUCUUCACUUUAUCUUUCUAGAGAGGCUUCAUUGUGCUGUGUGAUGAGUUUGACACCUCCGCUACCUUAAAUACCUGCUUCUAAGUUGCAAGACAAUGGUAAAUGGAUUUCCUUUUCCUCAGUGUGACUUGAGCGAAAGAAUAUUUGAGUGAUUCAUCCACUUUUCUUCCCAUUUCUGACGACUGUGACACUAAUCAGGAAGUGUGUUGGCGUGUGUCUAACCUUUGCAAUAAAGUCCUGAAAUCAACCUU
Messenger RNA from Sebastes umbrosus (honeycomb rockfish), 1793 nucleotides. Its product is annotated as voltage-dependent anion-selective channel protein 2-like. Gene Ontology annotation, molecular function: voltage-gated monoatomic anion channel activity. The record is from RefSeq and is a predicted model, not a curated record. Bases 181 to 1047 code for a protein of 288 amino acids. Lineage: Eukaryota; Metazoa; Chordata; Actinopteri; Perciformes; Sebastidae. The transcript has 9 exons. Gene Ontology annotation, cellular component: mitochondrial outer membrane. Gene Ontology annotation, biological process: monoatomic anion transmembrane transport.